UUAAAAGAACCCUGGAUUACGCUACGCCGCUCUUUAAAAUAAAAUAAAAAAAAAUUAAAUUUAUUUUCUCUGCGAUUCUCUUUCUUCCCCACCACGCACAUAGUACACACACAUUGAGAUUCUUCCACACGCAGCUAUAUUCCUAAAACCCCUUCCAAUUUGAGCUUACAAUUGCUAUACAUACAUAUAUAAUAUAUACGUAUACGCCGCCAUAGCAGAGUUCUCCAAAUUCCUGAGACUGAGCGGCUUUAAUCAGCUUUUUUUUUUUUUUUGAGAUAAAAAUGGCGACAAGGAUUGCUCUGAAAUUCUUAAGAGACUGCUCUGUUUAUAGGAAGAUUAAAUCCAACAAUAUUUCGCGGCAUUCAUUCUGCACAGGUGCUUCAACUGCAGCUACUCCUCCGCCUCCAAUCUCCAAAAAAGUUCCUCAGUUUUCCAAAACGGGUAGGUUAUUUACUGGAGCUGUUCUAAGUCUACUUAUAGGUGGAGGAGCAUAUGCGAGUACUGUGGAUGAAGCAACUUUCUGUGACUGGCUAUUCUCGGCAACAAAAUUAGUCAAUCCUUUCUUUGCAUUUCUGGAUCCAGAAAUUGCCCACCGACUAGCAGUUUCUGCUGCAGCUCGUGGGUGGGUCCCGAUAGAGAAGAGGCCCGAUCCACAAAUAUUAGGCCUCCAAGUUUGGGGAAGAAGAUUCUCCAAUCCAAUUGGUCUUUCUGCAGGUUUUGACAAAAAUGCCGAAGCUGUUGAAGGCUUACUCGGGUUAGGUUUUGGCUUUGUGGAGGUUGGCUCGGUCACCCCAGUUCCACAGGAGGGUAAUCCAAAGCCUCGUAUUUUCAGAUUGCCAAAGGAAGGUGCUAUAAUCAAUAGAUGUGGAUUUAAUAGCGAAGGAAUUGUUGCUGUUGCAAAGAGGCUUGGUGCACAACAUGGUAAGAGAAAAAUGGAGACAUCGAGCAGUUCAUCUUCGACUGAGGAUGAAAAUGUGCAUGGAGGGAAAGCGGGACCCGGAAUUCUUGGGGUUAAUCUUGGAAAAAACAAGACUAGUGAAGAUGCUGCCGCUGAUUAUGUUCAAGGAGUUCAUACAUUAUCACAAUAUGCUGAUUACUUGGUUAUCAAUAUUUCAUCCCCCAAUACUCCUGGAUUGAGACAACUUCAGGGGAGAAAACAAUUGAAAGACCUUGUUAAGAAGAUACAAGCGGCUCGGGAUGAAAUGCAAUGGGGUGAAGAAGGGCCACCACCACUGCUUGUGAAAAUUGCUCCAGACUUGUCUAAACAGGAUCUUGAAGAUAUUGCAGCGGUUGCUCAAGCUCUUCGAGUUGAUGGAUUGAUUAUAUCAAACACAACAAUUCAAAGACCUGAUUCUGUAAGUAAAGAUCCUACUGCUGAAGAAACUGGUGGCUUAAGUGGAAAACCACUCUUCGACUUAUCCACAAAUAUUCUCAAGGACAUGUAUAAUCUUACAAAGGGAAGGAUUCCUUUGAUUGGCUGCGGAGGUAUUAGCAGUGGAGAAGAUGCAUACAAGAAAAUACGUGCUGGAGCAACACUCGUCCAGCUUUACACUGCAUUUGCGUAUGGUGGGCCCGCCCUUAUACCUCAGAUCAAGGCGGAACUUGCGGAAUGCUUAGAGAGAGAUGGUUACAAGUCUAUUUAUGAGGCUGUUGGAGCUGACUGCAGAUAGCCUCGAAUGCCUAGAGGCAUGUUACAUUAUCGUUUUUUUAUUUAUGAUUUUUCCCUUUGAGUAUUUAUUUCUCUCCAUUUUUUUUUAUGUACCACAGUUGAAAUGUUGAUCGGUUUUUGAAAUUCGUUAUUGGAUUGAAAUAAUUAUAGAGUUAUUUAUGAUUGUUUAUGGA
Molecule: messenger RNA, 1842 nt
Organism: Erythranthe guttata (spotted monkey flower)
Lineage: Eukaryota; Viridiplantae; Streptophyta; Magnoliopsida; Lamiales; Phrymaceae
Product: pyrimidine d
Biological process (GO): pyrimidine ribonucleotide biosynthetic process; 'de novo' pyrimidine nucleobase biosynthetic process
Cellular component (GO): mitochondrial inner membrane; cytoplasm
Molecular function (GO): dihydroorotate dehydrogenase activity
Source: RefSeq, a predicted model, not a curated record